AUGGCUGCAACCUGUGAGAUUAGCAACAUUUUUAGCAACUACUUCAAUGCCAUGUACAGCUUGGAGGACCCCACUGUGGUGUGUGCUCCCACUGGGGCCACGUUUGGGACGGAGGACCUGGUGCUGACCCUGAGUAACACACAGAUGCCUCCGGAGGGUACAGAGAAAGCCAGUUGGUGGGGGGAACAGCCCCAGUUGUGGUCCAAGGCCCAGGUCCUGGACUGGAUCAGCUACCAAGUGGAGAAGAACAAGUAUGACGCCAGCUCCAUUGACUUCUCGCGGUGCAACAUGGACGGCGCCACGCUGUGCAGCUGCACCCUGGAGGAGCUGCGCCUGGUGUUCGGGCCCUUGGGGGACCAGCUCCAUGCCCAGCUGCGAGACCUCACCACCAACUCUUCUGACGAGCUCAGCUGGAUCAUUGAGCUGCUGGAGAAGGACGGCAUGUCCUUCCAGGACACCCUUGGAGAACCGGGCUCCUUUGAACAGGGAAGCCCCUUCGUCCCGGAGAUGAUGGAGGACUGCUCUUACUACCCUUCUCCUGGCAGCUCAGAUGUUUCCACGGCAGGCACUGGCACGCCUCAGAGCUCACACUCAGACUGCGGUGGGAGUGAUGUGGACCAGGAUCCCGCGGACAGCGGCAGGCUCUUCCCCGGAGACGACUUCACGGGCUAUGAGAAGGGGGCCAAGCACGGGAAGCGAAAGCGGGGCCGGCCCCGAAAGGAGAGCAAGGACUCCCGGGAGUGUGUGGAGGGCAAGAAGAGCAAGCAUGCCCCCAGAGGCACUCACCUGUGGGAGUUUAUCCGGGACAUCCUCAUCCACCCUGAGCUCAAUGAGGGCCUCAUGAAGUGGGAGAACCGACACGAGGGUGUCUUCAAGUUCCUGCGCUCUGAGGCCGUCGCCCAGCUUUGGGGCCAAAAGAAAAAGAACAGCAGCAUGACCUACGAGAAGCUGAGCAGAGCCAUGAGGUACUACUACAAACGGGAGAUUCUGGAACGAGUGGACGGACGGCGGCUUGUCUACAAGUUUGGCAAAAACUCCAGCGGCUGGAAGGAGGAAGAAGUUACUGGGAGUCGGAACUGA
Molecule: messenger RNA, 1080 nt
Organism: Elephantulus edwardii (Cape elephant shrew)
Lineage: Eukaryota; Metazoa; Chordata; Mammalia; Macroscelidea; Macroscelididae
Gene: ELF3
Product: E74-like factor 3 (ets domain transcription factor, epithelial-specific )
Exons: 8
Coding region: 1-1080 (359 amino acids)
Biological process (GO): cell differentiation; regulation of transcription by RNA polymerase II
Cellular component (GO): nucleus
Molecular function (GO): sequence-specific DNA binding; DNA-binding transcription factor activity, RNA polymerase II-specific
Source: RefSeq, a predicted model, not a curated record